ACAGGAAGAGCGAGAGGGAUAGGAAGCACAGAAGAAAUGGAGUCUUCUUCUUCGUGGAAGGCUCUACUCCUCAUGGUGUUCUUCCUGCUUCCUUUGCUGGCACAGGGAAUGACUCGACACUACAAGUUCGAUGUGGUGGAGAAGAGCUUCACUCGGCUCUGCUCGACCAAGUCCAUCGUCACCGUGAACGGCCAAUUCCCGGGGCCAACUCUCUACGCAAGAGAGGACGACACGGUGGUGGUCAAGGUCGUCAACCGCGUCAAGGUCAACGUUACCAUCCACUGGCAUGGAGUUAGGCAGCUGAGGACGGGAUGGGCCGACGGACCGGCAUACAUCACCCAGUGCCCGAUUCAGCCAGGCCAAAGCUACGUCUACAACUUCACCCUCGCGGGGCAGCGAGGCACGCUCCUGUGGCACGCCCACAUCUCAUGGCAGAGAGCUACGGUUCAUGGCGCCAUCGUCAUCCUCCCCAAGCGCGGUGUUGCGUACCCCUUCUUCCCCACGCCUCAUAAAGAGGUGGUGCUGGUCUUGGCGGAAUGGUGGAGAUCGGACGUCGAAGCUGUGAUAGACGAAGCCAUGAACUCGGGUCGUGCCCCCAAUGUGUCCGAUGCCCACACCAUCAAUGGCCAUGCGGGGCCCGUCUCCGGUUGUGCUUCUUCAGCGCAGGAUGGGUUGACGGUGCGGGUGGAUAAGGGCAAGACUUACCUGUUCCGCAUCAUCAACGCAGCACUCAACGAGGACCUCUUCUUCAAGGUCGCCGGGCAUCAGCUCACCGUCGUGGAGGUGGACGCCACUUACACCAAGCCCUUCACCACCGACACUCUGCUCAUCACUCCCGGCCAAACCACGAACGUCCUCCUCACCGCCGACCAAGGCGCCGGCAGAUACCUGGUCGCUGCCUCCCCUUUCGCGGACUCGCCGCUGGUCGCGGUGGACAACAGGACGGCUACGGCCACCGUGCAGUACGCCAGCAGCGUAUCCGCCUCCGCUGUGGUCACCACCACCAAACCUCCUCCUCAGAACGCCACCCCCGUGGCGUCCAGCUUCGUCGACACCCUCCGCAGCCUCAACUCGAAGCAGUACCCCGCGAAGGUACCACUGAUGGUGGAUCGCUCCCUUCUCUUCACCGUGGGCCUCGGAGUGAACCCAUGCGCGACCUGCACCAACGGGAGCCGAGUGGUGGCGGACAUCAACAACGUGACCUUCGUGAUGCCGACGACGGCGCUCCUCCAGGCGCAUUACUUCAACACGAGCGGGGUGUUCACCGAUGAUUUCCCGGGGCAACCGCCUAUAGCUUUCAACUACACCGGCAGCGGCCCGAGCAACAUGCAGACGAUGAACGGGACGAGGCUCUACCGCCUGUCUUUCAACGCUUCGGUGCAACUUGUUCUGCAGGACACCGGCGUGAUAGGACCGGAGAGCCACCCCAUCCAUCUACACGGCUACAACUUCUUCGUGGUGGGAAGGGGCGUCGGCAACUACGACCCCAAAACAUCUCCCUCCAAGUUCAACCUCGUCGACCCGGUCGAGCGAAACACCAUCGGCGUUCCCACGGGAGGAUGGACGGCCAUUAGAUUCAGGGCGGACAACCCAGGUGUUUGGUUCCUGCACUGUCAUUUUGAGGUGCACACGUCGUGGGGGCUAAAGAUGGCGUUCGUGGUGGACGACGGCAAGGGCACCAACGAGUCGCUGCUGCCACCACCGAGCGAUUUCCCAGCUUGUUAGCUACGGAAUAGUCAUCCAUCGAGGAAGAGAAGACGAGGAAGCAACUCAAUGGAAGGCAGCGAGUUGCGGACAUGUCGUCGAGGCUUUGCUUUGUUGUUGCAUGAAUGUUUUGUUGUUUGGGCUUGCGUUUAAUUUGCGGCGAUGCACGUCUGAAUUGUUUAUGGACCAAAACAGCCUUUUUUGUUUUUGGUUUUGAUUGUACGAAUUUAAAGUUGAUGCAAUAAUUAACUAUAUGCAUAUUUAUUAUUA
Messenger RNA from Musa acuminata subsp. malaccensis (wild Malaysian banana), 1974 nucleotides. Its product is annotated as laccase-22-like. Gene Ontology annotation, biological process: lignin catabolic process. Gene Ontology annotation, cellular component: apoplast. The record is from RefSeq and is a predicted model, not a curated record. Lineage: Eukaryota; Viridiplantae; Streptophyta; Magnoliopsida; Zingiberales; Musaceae. Gene Ontology annotation, molecular function: hydroquinone:oxygen oxidoreductase activity; copper ion binding.